This is a messenger RNA of Aureococcus anophagefferens, 324 nucleotides long. RefSeq lists its product as hypothetical. Bases 1 to 324 code for a protein of 107 amino acids. NCBI's taxonomy places the organism in Eukaryota, Pelagophyceae, Pelagomonadales, Pelagomonadaceae. The record is from RefSeq and is a predicted model, not a curated record. The transcript has a single exon.
AUGACGCGCGAGGCGCGCGAGGCGCGCUACGUCGCGGAGAUCGACAACUCCAAGGCCACGCUCAAGGAGCACAAGGACAUGUGGAUCAAGCUCGUGAAGGAUUCCGAGGUCCAGAUCCAGGACCUCAAGAAGGCCAUCGAGGACGUCGACCGCGAGGCCGCGGCGCUCCGGUCCUCCGAGGACGAGGCGCGCAAGUACCACGACCUCAAGGUCCGCGAGCUCGAGGGCCUCCUCGUCGCGACGAAGCUCAGCGCCGCCGAGAUCUCCUCGGACGUCGACAUGCUCCAGCACCACAUGAACCUCGUCAGACGACACCAGUCCUAG